Molecule: messenger RNA, 7882 nt
Organism: Eublepharis macularius
Lineage: Eukaryota; Metazoa; Chordata; Lepidosauria; Squamata; Eublepharidae
Gene: HDAC4
Product: histone deacetylase 4
Exons: 27
Coding region: 355-3624 (1089 amino acids)
Biological process (GO): negative regulation of transcription by RNA polymerase II; chromatin organization
Cellular component (GO): histone deacetylase complex
Molecular function (GO): histone deacetylase activity
Source: RefSeq, a predicted model, not a curated record
CCGUCACGGGCUGAGUACGUUGGCGGCGCGCGCACCGUUGUGCUGGCGCCCCUGGGCCUUUCCUUCCCGGUAUUCUCGAGGGUGGGUCGUGUGAGAGGAUAGUUCGUUUCCUACCCCCGGGCCGGCGCUGAAUGUAAGCCGUCUUUCUCCACGAACAGGUGUCUACAUUUGGGAAACAACAUGAAGAUCAUCUACUAUCCCACUGGGUGACAUUGUUUUACAGGAGAGGAUGUCUUUCUGACUGGCUGAAUAUGUUCCCUGGAUAUGCUUCCUGUUUUCCACCAGAGCACUGAAUCUUUUCAGAAGCCAGCCUCUCUUUAGUACUUGUUUUAAAGCAUUGAGGUUCUUCUAGCAAUGAGUUCUCAAAGCCAUCCAGAUGGACUUUCUGGCAGGGACCAGCCAGUAGAGUUACUGAAGCCAACCAGAGUAAACCACAUGCCAAGUUCUGUUGAUGUGACCACCGCACUACCUUUGCAAGUUGCACCAUCUGUAGUCCCCAUGGAUCUCCACCUGGACCAUCAAUUCUCCAUGCCAGUGGCAGAACCUACAUUACGAGAACAGCAGCUCCAGCAGGAACUUCUGGCCCUCAAACAAAAACAACAGAUCCAGAGACAGAUCCUCAUAGCAGAAUUCCAGAGACAACAUGAUCAGCUGUCUCGUCAGCAUGAAGCUCAGCUACAUGAACAUGUUAAGCAGCAGCAAGAGAUUCUGGCAAUGAAACAUCAGCAGGAGCUCUUGGAACACCAGAGAAAGUUAGAGCAGCAUCGACAGGAGCAAGAGUUGGAGAAACAGCACAGAGAACAGAAACUACAACAGCUUAAAAACAAAGAGAAAGGGAAAGAAAGUGCAGUGGCAAGCACAGAGGUAAAAAUGAAGUUACAAGAGUUUGUGUUGAAUAAAAAAAAAGCUUUAGCCCAGCGGAAUCUCAACCAUUGCAUUUCCAAUGACCCUCGUUUCUGGUAUGGGAAAACACAACAUAGUUCACUUGACCAGAGCUCUCCACCACAAAGUGGAGUAUCGGGUACCUACAAUCACCCUGUGUUAGGGAUGUAUGAUUCCAAAGAUGAUUUUCCACUCAGAAAAACAGCAUCUGAACCGAAUCUCAAAUUGAGAUCCAGAUUAAAGCAGAAGGUUGCUGAAAGACGCAGUAGCCCCUUAUUGCGAAGAAAAGAUGGUCCUGUUGUUACAGCUCAUAAGAAGCGACCAUUAGAUGUUACAGACUCAGUGUGCAACAGCGCUCCUGGAUCUGGUCCCAGUUCUCCAAACAACAGCUCCAGUAAUAUAAGUGCUGAGAAUGGAAUUACUGGAUCCAUUGCAAAUAUUCAAGCAGAGACCAACCUGGUUCACAGGCUAGUGAAUCGUGAAAGCUCCAUAACGCAGCUUCCUCUAUACACAUCUCCCUCCUUACCCAAUAUAACGUUAGGACUACCGGCAACUGCCCCUUCCAGCGGGGGAUCAGGACAGCAGGAUGCUGAAAGACUUGUUAUUCCAUCUUUACAACAACGAAUCUCCUUAUUUCCUGGAACCCAUCUAACUCCUUAUUUGAGCAGUUCAACUGUGGAAAGGGACGGGGGAACUACACACAACCCUCUUCUUCAACACAUGGUCUUACUGGAACAACCAACUGCACAAAAUCCCUUAGUCCAAGACUGGUAUCUUUCAGGACUAGGGGCACUCCCCCUCCAUGCGCAAUCCCUGGUCGGUGCGGAUCGGCUCUCUCCCUCAAUACACAAACUGCGGCAACAUCGCCCUCUGGGCCGUACACAGUCUGCUCCUCUUCCCCAGAAUGCACAGGCCCUGCAGCAAUUAGUGAUUCAACAACAACAUCAGCAAUUUUUAGAAAAACACAAACAACAAUUUCAUCAGCAGCAGCUGCACAUUAAUAAGAAAAUACCAAAACCAAAUGAAUCUUCUCGCCAGCAUGAAAGCCAUCCCGAAGAGACUGAAGAGGAAUUACGAGAACACCAGGCAUUUUUGGAAGACGCAUAUAUUGAUAGACUAUCAAACCAAAAGGAUGCACAAGGGCUGGCCAGUAUGGUCCAGGUAAAACAAGAACCGCUUGAAAAUGAUGAAGAUGGAGAGAUGCUACAAGAACUAGAACCAGGGCAGAAGCAAGCCGAGCAAGAGCUGCUAUUUAGACAGCAAGCCCUUUUACUGGAGCAGCAACGCAUUCACCAGCUGAGAAAUUACCAAGCAUCCAUGGAAGCUGCUGGUAUCCCUGUGUCCUUUGGAGGGCAUCGGCCACUUUCUCGUGCCCAAUCCUCACCUGCUUCUGCAAACUUUCCCAUGUCAGUACAGGAGCCACCCUGCAAACCCCAAUUCACAACAGGCCUUGUGUAUGACACCUUGAUGCUGAAGCACCAGUGUACCUGUGGAAACACAAACAGUCACCCAGAGCAUGCAGGGAGAAUCCAAAGCAUUUGGUCUCGGCUCCAGGAGACAGGUCUUCGUAGCAAGUGUGAGUGUAUCCGUGGAAGAAAAGCAACUCUAGAAGAGCUGCAGACUGUUCAUUCAGAAGCUCAUGCAUUGCUUUAUGGUACCAAUCCUCUGAACAGGCAGAAGUUGGACAGCAAGAAGCUGUUAGGUUCUUUAACAUCAAUGUUUGUCAGACUCCCUUGUGGUGGCAUUGGCGUUGACAGUGAUACAAUUUGGAAUGAAGUACAUUCAUCUAGUGCUGCUCGCCUCGCUGUUGGCUGUGUAAUAGAGCUUGUUUUUAAAGUGGCCACAGGAGAACUGAAGAACGGAUUUGCUGUAGUUCGACCUCCUGGUCACCAUGCAGAAGAAAGUACACCCAUGGGUUUCUGCUAUUUCAAUUCAGUGGCAAUCUCAGCUAAGCUGCUCCAACAAAGACUGAAUGUGAGCAAAAUCCUCAUAGUGGACUGGGAUGUGCAUCAUGGCAAUGGUACUCAGCAGGCUUUCUACAAUGAUCCAAAUGUUCUUUAUAUUUCACUACAUCGGUAUGAUGAUGGAAACUUCUUCCCAGGAAGUGGAGCUCCUGAUGAGGUUGGCAUAGGACCAGGUGUCGGUUUCAAUGUUAAUAUUGCAUUUACUGGUGGUCUUGAUCCACUGAUGGGAGACACUGAAUACUUGACUGCUUUCAGAACAGUAGUAAUGCCAAUUGCUAAUGAGUUUGCUCCAGAUGUUGUUCUGGUAUCAUCUGGGUUCGAUGCAGUGGAAGGUCAUCCUGCACCUCUUGGAGGAUAUAAUCUAUCAGCAAAAUGCUUUGGGUACCUUACGAAACAGCUCAUGGGGCUUGCUGGAGGACGAAUUGUUCUAGCCCUCGAAGGAGGCCAUGACCUGACAGCUAUUUGUGAUGCAUCAGAAGCUUGUGUUUCUGCUCUGUUAGGAAAUGAGCUUGAUCCUCUCCCUGAAAAGAUAUUACAACAAAGAGCAAAUGCCAAUGCACUGCAUUCCAUCGACAAAGUCAUUGAGAUACACAGCAAGUACUGGCACUCACUCCAGCGUUAUUCCUCAACGGUUGGCUACUCUUUGAUAGAGGCGCAAAAGUGUGAGAACGAAGAAGCAGAAACUGUAACAGCCAUGGCAUCGUUGUCAGUGGGAGUCAAGCCACCCCCUGACAAGAAGGCAGAUGAGGAACCCAUGGAAGAGGACCCUCCCCUGUAGCACUCAUCUUCUGGGCUGGAGUUCUCCUGUUUGUUCGUCUUGUCUUGAGGCUCUUCAAGGAAGCUUUCUCUUGUUACUCCUGCAUCCAGUCCUGGUUUACUUCCAGACUACAGAAAGGCAGCCAUGCAUGAAAGAAAGCAAAAUCUCUUCAUAGCUGUACAGAAUAUGCUUAUAGAAAAGGAAAAAUGCAGGCAAAGAGCAGAAAUAUUAAAGACGUGUGCACUGAGCAUUCUUGUUCUUUCCUCAUUCGGAGCCAUAAGAGACAAGAAAUCAGUGAAGUAUUUGGCAGAAUUGCCAAUAUUUUUUUUUUAAGAAAUCAAAAAUUUCACACAGAUGUGACAACUUUCUUUUGAAACUGGUGCUUAAAAUUUGAUUACCCUCUGUUUCAGACCACUCAACCCAUAUUGGAAGUUUUUUAAUUUUUUUUUUUUUAAAAAAAUGUGGCUUUUGCCUCUCUGUGAUUCAGACAUUCUCUUCAAAACCCAAACAAUAUGAGGAGUUUUUUUUCAUAUGAAGGGUGAAAAGAGAACUUAGAUUUUUCUACCUAUAUAGAUACCUAUAUACAAGCAGAAUAAACAUGUGGAGAGGAAGAACGUUAAACUAGGGAAGUAGCCCAGAAAGGGGAUUGGCUUUAAUAUCUCCAAAGCCACCUGAAGAGUUUGUUGUGCCUUUAAAUAAAGAUUGGAUUGAUUUGGGGCAACUGUUUUUUCCCUGAUGUUUUGAGGAACAAUGCCUUAAAAAAGAACUCCACAGCAGUUCCUCUGGCAGGGUAGGCGAAGAACUGCAAUCAGCCAGCCAGGCUCUUGGAUUUGUGCUGGCACGAUUACUUAAGCAAGCAGUGGCCGGAGCGUCUCCAAAACAAGUUUGGAUUUUGUUUUGUUUUGGUUUAUUGCUGUUUAAAAUGAUAUUAAGGUAGUUGCCAGUAAAGUGGCAAAUACUGUUGGGGUUCUAAAAUUCAACCAUUUUUAAAAAUAAAAAACCUCCAGUGUUUUCUCCUACCCAUUAUGUAUAACCAUUUUAACUAUCAAUUUGGUUGUAAAAGCAUGCGAGAGACUCGACUGCAAUUUAAAAGAAUUGGAAUGCUUUUCAUUAAAAGCAAGUAGCAUGAGAUAUUGCUUAAUAUUUUAGCUAUAGAUGUAUAAAUGUAUAUCUAUAAUGUAUAUUCCAAAUGUAUUCCAAGCUUAGAAAUAUGACUUACAAAUUUUGAUUAAGUAUUUAUAUGCAUUUAUAGAAAAUAUAUAAAUAAAUGCAGAUUACAAUGGUAGCCAUUGGAAGGUCCCUUGCAGAAGAUUUAUUUGUGGACUGGAAUGUAAGGGUUUUUAGAAAAGUAAUCUAGUUUGAAAGUGACCAUUUUCAGACUGUAGUUUGGAAUGUUUUCAGAAUGCCAACAUUUUAGCCACUGGGCAACUACCCUAAACAUUGAUAUUUUAAUUUAAGGUUCUUAACUUUGAUCCUCUUCUGGCAAAAUGAGUUUUCUGUGAAUGUGUAUUUGCUUCAUUUUAUAUUAGUUUUCUCAUGUCUUAUUUACAUGACAUUUCAUUUAUGCUAUCCAUUUGACCGCUGUUUCCAAACAUUGUCUGAACCUGUGCCAUCUUUCGUUGCACAUUGGUGGGGGGGUGGGGUCUAUGUGUUUGGAAUUUAAACAGUUUUCACAGUCAUGUGGGAUGGUUGAGAAUUGUUGGGUUUCGCUGUCAGAAACCUCAUUUCAUGAAAGGAAGGAUUCUAAGCUCUUUGUUAUAUCAGGAAACACUGUAUAUUUCCUCAGUUUUUCAGUCACACUUGCUAUGCUAUAUAAAGAAAAUACGGAGCUUUCUUACCUUAAGACAUGUUAGUAUUACAAAGAGUGACGUAUCAUAUAUCCUCAUUAUAGAGUGUGGCGAGAUUUGUUAAAGGCAUUAAUAAUUUAAGUGACCGUGUGGAAGAUCUGCCAAACGCUGUUGGUGCAGUUAACACUAAUGCAAAUACUCAGAACGUUUCCUAAACUUAAGUUCUGUAGAAAGACUAUUUCACAGUGAAACGUAAGAAUCGUAUCUUUCAGGCAGGGGGAGUACUGAUCCUUGCCACCGCAUCCUUCCUCCUGUUGCCUUGUCUGGGGGGGGAGGCGUACCUCAGAAUAAGAAACUAAACUUUGUGUAGUGAACCCAGGUGGCUGGAGGAGGCUGCAGUCGUGUGUUCUUUUUCAAGUAGUGUCGCUUCGUCUUCUGAAUAACUGGAGGUAUUUUUUUUUUACCUUUACCCCUUUUAUUUUGUGUUAUAAUAAUGACAGGGUCACUUUGUGGUAAUUUAUUUUUUUUUUUUUUGGAAAAGAAUUCAUUCCAUGAAGAGCAGAGUUGUGAGAAUUAAAACACAAAAACACAUCUGAAUGCAUGCAGGAUAGCGUUUUAAGACAGAAAUAUAAUUUUUAAACAUACACUACAAUAUUUGAGUUCUUACUAAUCCAAGUAUAUUCAAACUGAUGACUAUUUUUGGCAUUAGAACUGCCAGGAGCAUACUCUGAGAGUAUAGUUUGACAGUAAAGAUAAAAUCAUAUAUUUUGUAAAAGGAUUGCCUUGCUGCUGUGAUCUGAAAAGAUUUUUUGUUGUGGAAUCACCUGAUCAUAUAUUUUGUUGAUCUAGCCCUUUUACCACUGUCGGUAACAUUAAUGCAUCCAUAAUCAUUUCAGCCUGAAACAUGUUUUACUUUCAACAACAAUUUUCAUGUUAUGUACUUUUCGCAUUGCAAGAAAUGAUUCAUACACAGCUUUAUGGUAUUGAGCUGAUGAUCUGGACUUUUCAGUUGUAGCUUCCAAGCUAUUCCAAUAGCUUCUUUAAGAUUCUUCAUUUGUUUUGUCAAGCACAUUGUUACAUCACUGUCUGUCCCACAAUCCAAAGUUCUUGCAUCUGUUUAAAAUGAUAGUUGUAUAAUCUCCCACGAAGAUGAGGUUUGGGUUUCCCUCCACAGUUUAAGUGCAAUGGAAAGGGAACAUUGGCCUCAUGAGACUUGGGGAGGUACCACUGUAGCCUUGAUUUUUUUUCUUACGAGUUUACUUAAUAUGGACCUGAUGGGAAUGCUUAUGAGCUCCGUGAAGCACGAGCUGAUUUAGGUACUUACCUACCAUUCCCACAUUUUUAUAUACAGAAAUGAGGUAACUCAGUUCCACCAGCAAGAUAACUAGAGGAUGUUUUCACUAAUGCAGCUUCCAAAACACUUGGGUGGCAUACUGGUUUUCUUUUGUAGCAAUUUAGAAAAGAAGGAACAUCUUAAAGCUAUAUUACCCAGAAGUGACUCCUAGGUUGUAGUACACAGUACUAAUAAUCAAGUAUUUGGUUUUAUUUUACUUUCUAUACACAGACAUUCCUUUUUAUUAGUCAUGUACUCAUUCCAUUCUUCCUUUUGUAAACUUUUUGGGCCCACAUUUUAUGGGCGUUGAUAUAUAUAAAAUAUAUAUAAAAUAUAUAUGAAUAUAUUUUUUUAAGUUUCCUACACCUUGAAGUUGCAUGGUCUGUUAGGUUGGCAUGUCUUUAUAUUGUAUACAGAUUUUGCACGCCACACUUGGCAGCUUUGGAGAGAAAAAAAGUUCCCCUCGAAUGGCAUUCACAAGAGAGUAAAAGGUGGAGAUGUUUUGUGUCAUGUUGACCGAUCAAAAGUGAGGCGCAUUGAGGGGAAGGCAGUUUGUCUUACCGAACUUAUUAAGGACCUGUGCUUUUUAUUGUAAAAAUUAAAAAGGACUACUUAAACAUUUGUCAUUUUAAGAAAAAAAAUAUCUAGCACUUGUGACAAACCAAUAAUAGAGUUUAUUGUAUUUAUGUAGAAAUAAUGUUCCAGGGGAAACUACACAGAACACCCAAGUAAACUGCCUGUGUCGUUUUCAAAAGGGGGUAAGAGAGGCAGGAGUUUGUGUGUUUGUGUGUUUGUGUGUUUCCUUUAGGCAUGAAAGGGAUACGGCAGGCACAACCCUAUGCCAACCUUUUUUGUAUUCUCAGAUGCAAACGACGAGGACUUGAAGAGCAAACUCUUCAGCACAGCCGUGUUAACGUGUUUUUAAUUUCUUGGAAUGAUGUCUGAAUAGAUUUCAGUUUUAAGCAGUGAUGUACUGUACAAACACUGUGGUUUCAAACACAACUUUAUAUCAGCAGGAAAUGAAGUUCUUCAUUGUGAUAGUUGAGCCUGGGGUCCUCCCAGCUUCACCUUGUCUUUGAUAUUGAUUUAAAAGGAUCUGAGAGAGAGAGAAAGAGAGUGAAUGAAUGUAUGUAUGAAUGAAUUUAACACUUCUGGUGCU